AUGAUUUUGGCGUCCUCCUCGGGUGACCACUUGGACUGUUUCUUCGCCGGCGACUGGAUUGGAUGGUCCUGGGUGGAGGAGAGUCUUUUCGCAGGCACCGCCGACCGCGGCUGGGGCGGUGGCAGAGGCGCCACGCUGGUGGCAACACUGGACGGCACCGACUCUGACCGAGACACUGAGGCGGGAGAGCUGGUUGACUGGCCGUCGUCCUCGUCAGCCGAUUUGAGCAGCGACGAGAUAUCCACGAUGGGUGAUGAAAUGAGAUGUCGGUUUGUGAAGGAUGGAGAGGGGGUUGUUGCCGGAGGUCAGUGUGCGCUGCCAUACACGAAGAGACGACAAGGACAGAGAGAAGUCGAGGAGGGAUUUUUUUUGGAGAUCAGGCUGAGAAAGCGAGCACAGGCGAGCACGGAGGACUACUAA
Molecule: messenger RNA, 420 nt
Organism: Cladophialophora immunda
Lineage: Eukaryota; Fungi; Ascomycota; Eurotiomycetes; Chaetothyriales; Herpotrichiellaceae
Exons: 1
Coding region: 1-420 (139 amino acids)
Source: RefSeq, a predicted model, not a curated record